GCCACACCCGUCACCACUCAUUUACCUCCAACCAGCUUUUCUCUGACAUACACUUAGAAAUAUAACAUGAACACUGUCUGAUUGUGCUAUAUCUAAUGACUACGCAAGACCGCUCGCCAUCUCCUGCACCAGGCCCCCAACCAAUCCGUCGACUGGAACAAUCGGUCAUCAACCGCAUUGCUGCUGGAGAAAUAAUCCAUAGACCUGCAUCUGCAUUGAAAGAGCUCAUUGAGAAUAGCUUAGAUGCAGGCUCUACUUCCAUACGUGUCACAAUCAAGGAUGGAGGCAUGAAACUACUGCAAAUCCAGGACAACGGGUCUGGUAUCCGUCAUGACGAUCUACCCAUUCUCGCAGAACGUUUCACAACAUCUAAGCUGGCCACAUUCUCCGACCUGUCGCGUCUGACGACGUACGGCUUUCGCGGGGAAGCGCUCGCGUCCAUUUCUUAUGUCGCACAUUUGAGCGUCGUAACUAAGACGAAAGCAGAUUCUUGCGCAUGGAAAGCAUGCUAUGCAGAUGGUGCAUUGACGCCGAUGAAGGCAGGUACCUCUGCUGAUCCCAAGCCCUGCGCUGGAAAUGAUGGCACCACUAUUACUGUUGAGAAUCUGUUCUAUAAUACACCCACACGACUCUCUGCACUACGGAGCUCCUCGGAAGAGUAUGCACGUAUCCUUGACGUCGUGACCAAGUACGCUAUUCACAACCCGCAUGUAUCCUUCACGUGCCGGAAGGCGGGUUCACCAAUUCCAGACGUAACCACACCGUCAGCCUCGACAACACAGCAAGCGAUCCGCUUGCUGUAUGGCCAGUCGAUAGCUAAGGAAAUCUUGCACAUGACAGUGUCUUCCCGUACCCCAGCCGAAGAGGACGACGACGAGGAAGUACCGGAUAAGGGCUCCUGGGACGCAGAUGCGUACUUCACCAACGCCAACUAUCAGGCGAAGAAACUGGUAUUCUUGCUCUUCAUUAAUCAUCGUUUGGUAGAGUCAACCAAGAUACGAAAGGCAGUAGAGGCGAUCUACACUGGGGUCCUGCCAAAAGGCGCUUCACCCUACGUCUAUCUCAGCUUGAACAUCGAACCCCGUUCCGUGGACGUCAACGUCCACCCGACAAAGCGCGAAGUCCACUUCCUCAAUGACGACGAGAUCAUCGAACGUAUCUGCGAUGCGGUGCAGGAGAAGCUCGUUGGGCAGAGCCAGAGCCGUGUCUUCGAGUAUCAGACCCUGCUCACGGGCGGCAUAGCCGAGACACCUUCACAAGACAAAGGGAAGGGCAAGAAACGCGCUCGAGAGGAGGACGAGAUGGACGUCGACGAGCCCGAACCCCCACCAUCACAAGCAGCGAAGCCCAAAAAGACGCUCUCCCAGCACAAAGUCCGCACAUCCUUGCAAGACCGUACGCUCGACUCGAUGUUCCCGGUCUUCAGCCCCUCGCAGCAGCGUCCCGGGGAUGGCACGCAGUCUGGGAGCGGCUCACCGAACGCGGGUUCGGGUACGCCCCCGGGUACGCAGAGCGGGUCGAGGGUGAGGGAGAUCAAGGAGUCGCAGUGCUACUUGACGUCGGUGAGACAGUUGAGGGCCGCAGUAGUGAAGGGGAGGCAUAACCACCUCACGGAGAUCCUGCAGAAACAUACGUUUGUGGGGAUCGUGGACGUGAACAAGUGUCUGUCACUCAUCCAGCAUUCGACGAAACUGUAUCUUGUCAAUCACGGAGCCCUUGCUGAAGAACUGUUCUAUCAGAUCGGUCUCAGGCAGUUCGGUGACCUGGGGAGACUACGUCUGGACCCUGCGCCUUCACUUCGCAAACUAGUGACCCUCGCAGUAGAUGCCGAGGAGGGCGUCGAGCGGAGUAAGAUGACAAGGCCGCAGAUCGUCGACUGCAUUGUGGAUACAUUGCUAUCGCGGAGGGAGAUGCUGGAGGAGUACUUCUCGUUCGGCAUCAGCGCAGAUGGGAAAGUCGAGACACUCCCGAUGCUGCUGAGGGACUAUACACCAAACCUCGACAAGCUUCCGCUGUUCCUCAUGCGUCUAGGGCCCCAGGUUGACUGGACGGCUGAGCAAGAGUGUUUCGAGAGCUUCCUCCGGGAGCUGGCGUUCUUUUACGUUCCAGAGCCAGUCAUCCCGGUUUCUCCGGAUGAAUUGACGGAGCAAGAGAAGGUUGAGGAUAAGGCGGUUCAGUGGCAGAUCCAACACGUCCUGUUCCCGACGGCGGCACGUUACCUCGCUGCACCGAAGUCGUUGCUGGACCGAGAUGUGGUGCAGGUGGCAAACCUGCCGGAUUUGUAUCGUGUCUUCGAGAGGUGUUGAUAGUACGCCGUACAGUAUUGCUGGGACGACCACUGUCCACGACGAGGAGUAAGAUUGUUGGGUUGACAGCUAAGAUGUACUGGCCUGCCUUCCGGUGGAUGAUUGAAUUUGACUUCGAAAUUGACGGGCCACUUGGAAUA
This is a messenger RNA of Rhodofomes roseus, 2446 nucleotides long. Its product is annotated as DNA binding protein. Gene Ontology annotation, cellular component: MutLalpha complex. The record is from RefSeq and is a predicted model, not a curated record. NCBI's taxonomy places the organism in Eukaryota, Fungi, Basidiomycota, Agaricomycetes, Polyporales, Fomitopsidaceae. Gene Ontology annotation, biological process: mismatch repair. Gene Ontology annotation, molecular function: mismatched DNA binding; ATP binding; ATP hydrolysis activity. The coding region runs from base 96 to 2306 and encodes 736 amino acids. The transcript has 14 exons.